This is a messenger RNA of Paraglomus brasilianum, 1611 nucleotides long. The record is from the annotation of a GenBank genome assembly. Lineage: Eukaryota; Fungi; Glomeromycota; Glomeromycetes; Paraglomerales; Paraglomeraceae.
AUGCCUCUUUGGAAAGAGAAAGUUCUAAAACCGUUUCGUAGACUCAGUCAGAAAGGUAGUAAGAAUGAUAAAUCAAAGCCAACCACUUCACAUGCUAGCGUCGAGGCGGAUGGAAAGGCAGAAGAGACUAAAAUCUCUCACUCUCAUGCCCGUUCUCGCUCUAACAGCUCGGCAAGUUCUAAUAGCUCGCCCUCAAAAGCACGAAAUAAAUCUUCAAGCAAAGCUGAGUCAAGUCAGAAUGACGUUCAACAUAUUAUCUCUAGGCCAAGAAAGCCUAGUCAGUGGACAACAAUUGUUGGUGGAGCGAAAGAUCCGGUUGCCAAAUGCGGCGUCGUUGUUCAAAAAGAUGUCUUUAAAACUUUACUUGAUCUGACAGAGUACGAUUUCUCUCAAGUGGAUAAACAUGCACGUGGUAUAACCAAGACUACCACAGUACGAGAUCUAUCAAAACGUCUCACAUCUCGCUGGAAGGGCAAGGAAAUAUAUCAAUUGCGAGCCAUAUAUACCUGGAUCACCGAAAAUGUUUCAUAUGACGCCAAUGCUUUCUUCUCGGGAAAACCUAGUAGUCAUAAUGCCGACGAUGUAAUGAAAAAAGGUGUUGCUGUUUGUGAUGGGUAUGCCGAACUGUUUAAAGCGCUCGCCGAGGAGGCAAAAUUGAAUGUAUGGAAGAUCACUGGGCAGGCAAAGGGUGUAGGCUAUAAGCCGGGGGACAACCUAGAUACUUCCCAAGUCGACCAUGCCUGGAUUGGUGUGUGUCUCGACGGUGAAUAUCUGCUCGUUGAUCCAACUUGGGGUGCUGGCACACUGAAUGGCCGAUCGUUCAAUCGUCACUUCGAUCCGUUCUACUUCCUGGCUAGUCCCCAACAGUUUAUAUAUUCUCACUUCCCUGAAGAAGAGAACGAACAAUAUCUUGACCCUCCAAUUACGAGUGACUUAUUUGUUAAACUGCCAUUUGUUAAGCCGGCAUUCUUUACAUCCGGCCUCAUGCUAAUAGAGUACAUUGGAUCAGAAAUAAAGGUUGAAAACGACAAAUUUGAAAUGGAAGUGAUGAGGUGCAUUCCAGAUGAGAGCAAACCAUUGCAUGCAGUAUUGGAGUGGCAAGGAAAGGCAGUAAAUUGUCUGAUUCAGAGGAUCAGUGGGAAAGUUGGGCCAGACGGAGAGACGGUUUAUACCAUUCGCUGUGAGAUGCCCAGCUCGGGAGAGGGAAAUUUGAAUUUAUUCGUAAUGCUCGAAGGGAACAGGGGCCCCAUGGCAGCCAGCUUCAAAGUUGUCAACCAUGGUAAAGGUUCCAGAUCUCCGCCAUAUGCCCAAACUUACUCGGUUCCAUUCACUUUUACCAUCUCCGAACCUAUAUACUCUAAGCUUGCAUACAAUCGUAGAACAAAAUUCGAGCUUACAAUCUUUGACAAGGAUGAAAAUGAGUUACCCGAAUUCGACCUGUUUACUCCUGAUAAGAAAACAAGGAAAUUACAGAAGAUUUCCUGGUGUGUUGCAGACAAGAGUACGACAUAUGCAAUAGAUACUAUACUGGAUAUUAAGGGUGAAUGGAUUUUAGUGUAUACCGAAGGUGGUAAUUCUGUUAACUUUAUUGCUCAAUACGACGUCGAAUAG